This is a messenger RNA of Acanthamoeba castellanii str. Neff, 1272 nucleotides long. RefSeq names its product betaketoacyl-acyl-carrier-protein synthase II, putative. NCBI's taxonomy places the organism in Eukaryota, Discosea, Longamoebia, Acanthamoebidae. Gene Ontology annotation, molecular function: 3-oxoacyl-[acyl-carrier-protein] synthase activity. The coding region runs from base 1 to 1272 and encodes 423 amino acids. Gene Ontology annotation, biological process: fatty acid biosynthetic process. The record is from RefSeq and is a predicted model, not a curated record. The transcript has 10 exons.
AUGUCGAAACGAAGGGUGGUUGUGACGGGCCUUGGGGUGGUCACACCGCUGGCAACAGGUGUGCAAGCCACCUGGGGGCGACUGAUUAACGCCAAGUGCGGCAUUCGUCGCAUCACGCAGUUCGAUGUGAGCGACCUGCCCGCCAAAAUCGCUGGCAACGUGCUGCGGGGGAAAGACGAGCACGGAGAAUUCGAGCUGGACAAGUGGGUGGACAAGAGGGACCAAGCCCACACGCCAGCCUUCAUCCAGUUCGCGCUCUCCGCCGCACGGCAGGCCCUCGACGACGCGCGAUGGCAGCCCACCACCGAUGCCGAGAAGGAGAGGACGGGUGUGGCGGUGGGUAGCGGCAUCGGAACGCUCGAUGAGAUCGUCUCCACGGCCAACACGCUACAGACAAGUGGCUAUCGGAAGGUGUCGCCGCACUUCAUCCCCAAGAUCCUGGUCAACAUGGCCGCCGGUCGGAUCAGCCUUGCUCAUGGCCUCCGAGGACCCAACCACGCAUGCAUCACGGCCUGUGCUACGGGCGCCAACGCGCUGGGCGACGCCUCUCGCUUCAUUCAGUACGGUGACGCUGAUGUAAUGGUCGCCGGCGGCACGGAGGCAUGUAUUCACCCGUUGGCCCUUGCCGGCUUCAGCCGCAUGCGAGCUUUGGCCAGCAAGUUCAACGACGAACCAGAGAAGGCAUCGCGGCCCUUUGACGAGAAGAGGGACGGAUUUGUGAUGGGCGAAGGUGCCGGAAUCGUCGUGUUGGAGGAGUAUGAGCACGCGAAGCAAAGGGGAGCAAAGAUCUACUGCGAGUUGGCGGGCUACGGUCUAUCGGCAGAUGCCCACCACAUCACUGCGCCAUCGCCAAUCGGUGAUGGAGCCUAUCGGGCAAUGACAUCAGCACUCCGGCAUGCGGGCCUCGGCGUGGAAUCCGUCGACUAUAUCAACGCACAUGCCACCUCCACGCCUAUGGGCGACGAAAUCGAGAAUCGAGCGAUCAAGCGGCUGUUCGGCGACCAUGCGUACAAGCUCGCGGUGUCAUCAACGAAAGGCGCAGUUGGCCAUUUACUUGGUGCCGCCGGUGCUGUUGAGUCGGUGUUCGCCAUUCUCGCUCUUCACACGAACACGGCUCCACCGACCAUCAACCUGACUGCGACCGGCGACAGCGAGCUCGAUCUCAACUACGUGCCCCUCACCGCCCAGCAACGCACCAUCAACGUGGCGCUCAACAACUCCUUUGGCUUUGGCGGCACCAACGCCUGCUUGGCCUUCACCAAGCUUUCUUGA